UGAUUUUCAUGGUAAGUAGGCACCUAAUUUUUGGAAAGUGGAAACAAUUUAUUUUAAAUAGUUUUAGUUGUUAAUUCGUCUGUCUUACUAAAAUGUCUGAAAAUAAUGACAUGACUGACAUGAUUGAUAAAAAUCUAGAAGAUAUAGAAAUCCAAGAAGUCCUAAAAAAUGGAACCGAUUUACGAGAAUAUGCUUUACAAAUCGAUAAAAAUAUCAAAGAAGCUGAAAAAGGCUCCGUAGCUGACUACUUAAAGGAAAGUGAAAAUAUAGCAUCACUGCACAAUCAGAUCGAAGACUGCGACGAAAUUCUAGCCAGAAUGGAAAGCAUGCUAUUAGUAUUCCAGAACGACCUGGGCAGUAUUAGUAAUGAAAUCAUAAGUUUACAAAAGCGGUCAGUCAAUAUGUCUAUUCAGCUUAGUAACAGACAAGCACUCAAAGGCCCUCUUGCAUCGUUUAUUGAAGAUAUGGCUGUUUCAGAAACUCUUAUAUUUGGAAUCAACAAUGUUCCUGUCAUUGAUAAAGAGUUUAUGGUGCAGUUAGCAAUUUUAAACCAAAAAUUAAACUUUGUUAAAGAACAAGACUUCAAGGAAACCAAGGCUUGUCAUGAUGUCAAAGAUGUACUAGAAAAGUUGAAAAUCAAGGCCAUUACAAAAAUCAGGACUUAUAUAUUGGAACAAAUUUACAAAUUCCGGAAACCAAUGGCCAAUUAUCAAAUUCCUCAGAAUGCUAUGUUAAAAUAUAAGUUUUUCUUUGAAUUUAUAUUAGCAAAUGAAAGAAAUGUUGCACAAGAAAUCUGCAAUGAGUAUAUUGACACUUUAAGCAAAGUUUAUUAUUCAUAUUUUAAGUCAUAUGCUUCAAGGCUGGAUAAGUUAAAAUAUGAAGAAGUGCCAUCUAAAGAUGAUUUAAUGGGAAUUGAAGAUGGCUCUAAAGGGGGCUUCUUUCAAAAGUCUAAUUUAAAAAAUAAAAGUACUAUAUUCACAAUUGGCAACCGUGGUGAUGUUUUGGCUCAAGAACUUGAAGCACCUAUUAUUGUACCUCAUGUACAACAAAAAACAAAGUAUUCAUAUGAAGCACUAUUCAGAAGUCUCCAGUAUGCCCUUGUCGACAACAGCUGCAGGGAGUAUUUAUUCACAACUGAGUUUUUCCAUGUAAAAGGAAGCCAUGCACAGGAAUUGUUUGAUAGAAUAUUGGGAAAAACAUUGUCAUUGCUUGUGAAAAAUGUUGAAAACUAUGUACUGGAGUGCUAUGAUUGCUUAGCUCUAUUUUUAUGUAUACAAUUGAUAAACAGAUACCGCUGGAUGUGCCACAAAAGAGCUGUGGCUGCAUUGGACAGUUAUUGGGAUUCGUUACUUGCUACCCUUUGGCCCAGGUUGGAAUACGUUUUAAAAAUGAAUAUACAAAGUGUUAGAGACUGUGAUCCAGCAAAAAUAUCUAAUAAAGAAAUGGGACCACAUUAUAUCACCCGAAGAUAUGCAGAAUUUUCCGCUGCAAUGCUGAGUUUGAGUGAACAGUUUCCUUCUGAAGAGCUCAGCAAUUUACUACUGGCUCUCCAAGAUGAGGUGCACUGUUUUUUGCUAAAAAUGGCCGCAGAAUUCCCCCAGAGAAUACAGCAGUUAAUAUUUUUAAUCAACAAUUAUGAUAUGGUUUUGAGCAUAUUAAUGGAAAGGACAAGAGAUAAUACAAAAGAAGCUGAAAGUUUUAGGGAGCAAUUGCAAGCUAGAAGCACCGAGUACGUUGAAGAGAUACUCAGUCCCCAUUUUGGUGGACUUAUGCAAUUCGUAAAGGAAGGUGAACAGUUAUUGGAAAGUGACAGGAAAAGUGAUUUGGCAAAUUUGGAAAGGAAAUCUAUUUCACUCGUCGCCUCCUUUACUGCAAGUUGGAAACAGAGUCUAGAAGAAAUCCAUCGAGAGGUUCUUGUAUCUUUCCCUAAUUUGGUAACCGGAUCUGGGUUAUUGCAAAUGGCACUUACGAAUUUUGUACAAUAUUAUCACAAAUUCGUUAAAUUAUUAACACCCAAUGCUCGCACCCAACUUGUUAACAUACAUGUUAUAAUGGUAGAAAUCAAGAAAUAUAAAACAAACUAUUAAUUUAA
Molecule: messenger RNA, 2092 nt
Organism: Pararge aegeria (speckled wood butterfly)
Lineage: Eukaryota; Metazoa; Arthropoda; Insecta; Lepidoptera; Nymphalidae
Gene: Vps52
Product: vacuolar protein sorting-associated protein 52 homolog
Exons: 7
Coding region: 93-2087 (664 amino acids)
Biological process (GO): endocytic recycling; Golgi to vacuole transport; retrograde transport, endosome to Golgi
Cellular component (GO): GARP complex
Molecular function (GO): syntaxin binding
Source: RefSeq, a predicted model, not a curated record